GCAGCUGAUAUUCAAAGCCUCCGGAUCGAGUCGAUCGCUGCUCACUUACUAUGGUCUUGUGAGGGCAGCGGGCAGUAAAAGCAAUAAAGAUUACGACGCCGGUGCAUGGAGUCAUCAAACUGUGAUAUAGUAUUGUGAACCGUCUUCUAGUUAGUUGUCGUACAGGCAUAUGUAUGUAUACAUAGUAGAUAUUCUGUACAGCUGAGACAAUGGUGUCCAUAAAUAGACGCCUGCUGCCUAUCAAGGCGCAUUUCUUCUUUUUUAUGGCGGCCAUGGGUCCCAUAUUGCCGCAGCUCUCGGUGAUAGGCAAACAGAUUGGCAUACCGCCGGACAUAAUGGGCUAUAUCACCGCCGUCUUGCCCGUUCUGUAUGUGUUGGCCAAGCCACUAGUUGGCUUUUUAGCUGAUUAUUUUAUGCACUUGCGCAAGGUCAUCUUUAUGGCAUUGAUUGUAAUCAUGACCUUGGCCUAUGGCGGUUUCUAUUUUCUGCCCAAUGCACCACAUCCCAUUGAGCUGAACGAAACGAGCGUGGAGUGGCCAGUGACGUUGACAGAGGCGCCGCUCCACUGUCCGCCAGAGAUUUAUGCCGCCGAUACCCAUUGUCAGGCGGCGCAUGAGGCUGAAUGCAGCCAGGGCGACUACAUUUUUCAGGCAUUAAUAGCGGCGCCUGAUGCUCUGGCUAACCUGGAAGCCAGUCCCAAUCUGAAAUAUGGCAACGACAGCUACUUCAUUUGCCUCACUGAGCAGAAGAUGGCCAGCUACUGGAGCAACACCUCCCUCUCCUGCCGGCUGCAGCACAUCGACAGCUGUGUCUACGGCAGUGGAGCGUUCUGGCUGUUCGUUGCCAUGCUCUUCAUUGGCACCAUUGGCUUCAAUGUGACCAACUCCAUAUCGGAUGCCUGCUGCUUUGAUAUGCUGGGCGAGGCAGAGCAGAGCAAAUAUGGUGCCCAGCGCGUUUGGGGUACCAUUGGGUUUGGAGUGACUGCGCUAAUCGCCGGAGUUGUGGUCAAUCUGUGGACAACGGAUGCAGUGAAGAGCUUUACGCCCGCCUUGAUUAUAAUGGGCGUGUUUAGUGUGCUGGAUUUGUUCAGCGUGUCCAAGCUAAAGUUGCCCAAAUUGGGCGGCUCCGAGUCCAUCUGGACAGAUGUCUGGCAGCUGGUGCGUCAGCCGCCGAUUGUAACCUUCUUGUUCUUCGCCACAAUGGCCGGCAUAAUUGACUCGUUCAUAAUCUACUUUAUGUUCUGGCAUGUGGAAGAGGUGGCCGCCCAGACGGGUUAUAUGGCGGACAUCAAACUCAUCGAAGGCCUCGUCGUGGCUGCGGAAUGUCUGGCGGGCGAGGUGCCAUUCUUCUUCUACAGCGGAAAGAUUAUCAAGAAACUGGGCUACGUGCACUGCAUGAGCAUGUGCUUCUUCUUCUAUGCAGUGCGUCUGUCGCUCAUCUCCUGGAUACCGAAUCCCUGGUAUCUAGUGGGCGUGGAGCUGUUCUUCCAGGGCGUAACCUACGCCCUCUGCUACACUUGCAUUGUGGCCUAUGCCUCGGCCGUGGCCCCGCCCGGCACCUCAGCCACGGUCCAAGGCCUCAUGGCUGGCAUGGACGAUGGGCUGGGCUUCUCCAUUGGCUCACUCAUCGGAGGCAUUAUGUUUAAGAGGCUGGGCGGACGUGAGAGUUUCAAGUAUUUUGCCAUAGCUGCCAUCUGCACAUGCGUGGCGCACAUCGUACUCCGUCCGUUGUCCAGGAAACGGCAGUAUUUACCCAAAAGCGAAUAUCAAGUGCCACCCGAGCUGCCCGAAAGCGAGCUGAGGCCCAUGACGCCACAGGAGAUGCCAAAAGUAUAUUAGUUUUAGUUUCCAUUUUGUAUUAUUGCAUACGAUUUUUUUUACAACUUUAUUUAAAUACUUGCUCCCAAGUUGGAUAACAUUUUCGAUUGUUUUAUUUGAACAAGUGCUCUCCAUAUUUCAACGUACACGAGGCGCCGACAACUCUCAAGAGGCUUAUUGAAAUGUUGAAUAAUACCAUAAAAAAA
This is a messenger RNA of Drosophila navojoa, 2023 nucleotides long. Its product is annotated as major facilitator superfamily domain-containing protein 6. The record is from RefSeq and is a predicted model, not a curated record. Gene Ontology annotation, cellular component: membrane. Lineage: Eukaryota; Metazoa; Arthropoda; Insecta; Diptera; Drosophilidae.